UCAAGACCAAGAGUCAGUGUCAUCGGUGUCGUGUGAAUUCAAAUUUCAAAAUUGAUUUGAUUUGAAUUUGAAAUUAAACAUUUUUGUUUAUCUAUAAAUAUUUUAAACCACUUCAUAGUUUAAAUUAAAUACAACAACUGAUCAUUGUUUACAAGCUCGCAAUAAAUAAUAUUAUUUAUUUAUCAUUUAAUUUGGCCGUCUGCCAGUCUUGAGUCUGCUAUAACCGCGUGUGGGUGCGUUUGUUUCACAUUCAUAAUACACAAUCGAAUUCUUUAUCUUUACAUUGUACAAACGUCUAACCGCAUACCUUUAAAGGAAUAUUAAUGAUUUCCGAAAUCACAAUAAUGUAAUUUGCAGCAAAACCGACAAGUUAAGAAAUAUAUCCAAAUGCCUAAAUGGUUGUCGAGGCAAAGGCUUUUUUUACUACUGAAGAAAAAUGUCUGGUUAUUGUUUCCCCUUAUUUCCAUCGUACAGUUCUUUUUUACAUUUGGGGAAUUCAAGUAUGAACACAUACCUGUGGAGAGAGUGAACGACUACUUGUACAAGCAUGUGAACCCUAACUUGAAGUUGGUGAACACCAAAGCAGAAUGUAAAUAUGAUGACAUAUUGCACCACACACAGUUGACACAGGUGAGGGAGAUGAAGAAAAUGUUAAAUUUUACACCUAAAGGAAUAAUGAAUGGCAGCUUCGCUCCCGAGGAGUGCAACCCGGCCAUGAGCGUCGCUAUACUGGUGACAUACAGGAACAGGCAGUCUCAGCUGGAUGUGUUCAUUCCCUAUAUCCACACAUUUUUGAGGAAACAGAAUAUACAUUAUAAGAUAUAUGUAAUUGAACAGCAGGACGACAAGCCGUGGAACAAGGGACUCCUGUACAACAUAGGAGCUAAGCAAGCCAUCGCGGAGAAGUUCCCCUGCCUCAUUCUACACGACGUAGACUUGCUGCCUCUAGACCACAGCAACCUGUACGUGUGUCUCAACCAGCCCAGACACAUGAGCGCAAGCAUAGACAAGUUCAGAUUUGUUUUGAUAUACAACACUCUGGUGGGCGGGGUGCUAGCGAUCACGUCGGAGCAUUACAAACUGUUGAACGGAUUCUCGAAUCGCUUUCUGGGCUGGGGCGGGGAAGAUGAUGAUUUUGCUUCCAGGAUAAGUGCAAAUAAAUUAGAUAUUCUGAGGUUCCCGCAGCACAUGGCGCGCUACACCAUGCUGCGGCACCAGCAGGAGCCCGAGAACUCGGCGCGCUACGCCAUCAUGCUCGACGGCCGGCGGCGCGCCGCCAGCGACGGGCUCGGCAGCGUCGCCUUCGCGUCCGUCGGCGUCCGGCCGCAGCGCCUCUACACGCUCAUCACCGUGCGCGUGUGACGUCACCGCACUGCUCGCCUUCGCGUCCAUCGGCGUCCGGCCGCAGCGCCUCUACACGCUCAUCACCGUGCGCGUGUGACGUCACCGCACUGCUCGCCCUCGCGUCCGUCGGCGUCCGGCCGCAGCGCCUCUACACGCUCAUCACCGUGCGCGUGUGACGUCACCGCACUGCUCGCCUUCGCGUCCAUCGGCGUCCGGCCGCAGCGCCUCUACACGCUCAUCACCGUGCGCGUGUGACGUCACCGCACUGCUCGCCCUCGCGUCCGUCGGCGUCCGGCCGCAGCGCCUCUACACGCUCAUCACCGUGCGCGUGUGACGUCACCGCACUGCUCGCCUUCGCGUCCAUCGGCGUCCGGCCGCAGCGCCUCUACACGCUCAUCACCGUGCGCGUGUGACGUCACCGCACUGCUCGCCCUCGCGUCCGUCGGCGUCCGGCCGCAGCGCCUCUACACGCUCAUCACCGUGCGCGUGUGACGUCACCGCACUGCUCGCCCUCGCGUCCGUCGGCGUCCGGCCGCAGCGCCUCUACACGCUCAUCACCGUGCGCGUGUGACGUCACCGCACUGCUCGCCCUCGCGUCCGUCGGCGUCCGGCCGCAGCGCCUCUACACGCUCAUCACCGUGCGCGUGUGACGUCACCGCACUGCUCGCCCUCGCGUCCGUCGGCGUCCGGCCGCAGCGCCUCUACACGCUCAUCACCGUGCGCGUGUGACGUCACCGCACUGCUCGCCCUCGCGUCCGUCGGCGUCCGGCCGCAGCGCCUCUACACGCUCAUCACCGUGCGCGUGUGACGUCACCGCACUGCUCGCCCUCGCGUCCGUCGGCGUCCGGCCGCAGCGCCUCUACACGCUCAUCACCGUGCGCGUGUGACGUCACCGUACUGCAGGUAACUAGUGAGAUCGCUUAGUCAAUGAACACCAAAUAUGUUAACUGGUUUGGCAAAAAUUCGAUCACCGAAACUGCUUAUAUUAACAAGUAAAGAAGAUAUGGAUAUUUUUUUGCCCAGAAUAUUUGCAUUAGUAGUCAGUGAAUUAAUUAUCUUAUUAAAUUAUGAUUAUUACUAAAGUUGCUGCGCUUCACCAUAAUAGUACGUAUUAGUACGUCAUACAGGCAACUGUCACCCGCACCAUGCUACAGCACACAAACUGUAAGGAAGGUAAUUUCAUUUCAAGUUGUAGGUAAUCGAAUUUAUUGCAAGCUGGGUAGAUUAACAGGGAUUAAUUAAUUGUUAUUGAAGUGUGUGAAUUUUGUUUGUGUGUUUGUGUGUGUGUAUGUGUAAGAUAUUUGUUAGUCAUAAGUCGAUUUUAUACACGAGUUUAUUGUUUUAACGUAAAGAUAGUACUGAGAGCCAUAACUUUGUUUUCAAAAACUAAUGAAUUGAUUUUGAUGAUGUUUUGCAAAACCCUGGUUAGCUGUAAGGAAAAAUUAUUAAGGAGAAUCUAUUCACAAUAUUAAUAUGUCUCUAAAUACAAAUUAUUGAACAAAUCAUAUAAAUAUUUCCUUGUCUUGUACAACAAAACAUUUCAAAGCACUCGGAGAUUUAUAACAAUUUUAUAAAACAAAUCGAUAAUCAGCAGUAAUGUUUAAUAUAUAAGAAAAGUCAUUAUUAUUAAAAUAUGUUACAAAAGUAUGUUUAACCAAUAACCAGCUAACCAUACGUACAAUCAAAAGACAUAUAUCACAGUCUCGUAAUAUUAUGCAUGCCCUACACGUUGGCCAAUGUGUUGGCUAUCAUGUAGUAGUUCUUCAUGGCCAACAUAAUAUUGAAACACUGCCUACACGAUAGCCAACAUAUUGGCCAACGUGAACAACGGUCUUUGUGUUAUUGUGUCAUAAUAUUGUCGAGUACAAGUUUUCUUUGCUGUUGCAAUAUGUUGUACCUACGGUUAUGUUUUUUCAAUGCGCCUGAAUUAGCUCAAAAAAUAACCCCAAAAUAGCUCAUUGUGUAAUUCCUAAAAUUAAGUAUGUUGUAUGUUGCUCUCUCUGGCUGCCAUGCGGCUUAGUUUUAAAUAUUUUGUUACUCGUAUCGAAUGUCGCCUUGGUCGCAUUGAAGUUAUACGAAUAUAUGUACCCAGUGACUUAUGACGAGAAUAGCAAACGUAUGACGUUAUGUAUUAUAUUAUGUAUAGCUUGGAAAGUUCUUUGAUGACACUCCCAUGAUAUGCGGGCGACGGGGGGAAAGGUCUGCGCGAGUUUAACGUCGUCCGCGCGGACCAUCGGGAGUGUUACAAACAGAUUUGCCAAGUUAUAGUCAUAAUAUACACUUGUCGGAUGAUAGCGCCGACAACUGCCCGCUCGUCACGACGGCCAAGCUGGCUAAUGGUCCGUUUAUAUCUACAGACACAGUGCGUCACAGACAAGUAGCGUGACAGACACCCACAGACACCGUCUAUUCACACUAACCAGCACUUUUAGCUAGAGACACUUAAAGUCCUUUUCAUGAAGAAGCCCCCUAGACAAUGGCGCUCAUUGUCAUUUGGUAAUUUGUGUAAGACGCUGUCAAUUUUAGUUCAGGUUUCAUAAAAAGGCCUCUACAGACAUGAACCGCCGACCGACAAAAUAUUCUUUCCGCGGAUACUGGCCGGGCGCGGCCCGUGUCUGUCAAUGUCUGCGCGGCCGCGUUACGAUUGAUAUAAAUACGUUAAUAAACACUGUAUAGAAUUAUAUUAUUUUGUCUGCCACAGCACGCGUUUAGCACUCUAAAUGUCUGUAGAUAUAAACGGCCCUUACUACGUUAGCCAAUACGCCGAACAACGAUUCGACUGCUGAUGGACCAAGCUCAAUGUCGUCUAUAGAUGAUUGGCAUGACCGCUUACACACGGUUGAGGGUAGUUCGAUUUAUCUACUGCAACAGGUUUUAUUAUUUGUAUGAAUUAUUUAUUUUAAUAAAAACGGUGGGUAACCAAAAAAUUAUUUUAACCGAAUUAUUGUGUAUUAUGUUAUUAUUUCCUUUUUUAAAUGAAUUUAUUUUAUUGUCAAGGCAAAAAUAAAUUAUUACAGUUGAUAUGGUGUAGGUACAAAGUACAUAGUAUACAACUGUAGCCAUUUUAAAUAAGUAUUUAAUAACUUAUAUAAACAUAAAUAUAGGAGUAUAAAGUGUACUAUUUAGUCUACUUCGUGAGCUUAGGCCUAGUUCGGACUAUUUUAGUAUUUUAUUUGAGUACCAACGAUUUUUGGGCGGUAAAUCCAAAAAUUGUUCGUACUCGACUAAAAUAUUAAAGCAGUCCGAACUAGGCUAACUAGAAGGCUAAAUACCGUACGAGUGAUGGUGGCAUUUUAACCCUUUGCAUUUGAGCCGCUCCUAGACUAUGAGUUAUCGAGGCUUUAUAUUAGUUUAUAGUUGUAGUUAGAUAUGCAUGCGUAUUGUAUUCUACGUUCAAUUUACCUGUAAGUUUAUGUACUUAAUGGUAUUUAAUUAUUUCAAUGAGAAUACUAUUUUGCUACAAUUUAAUGUGUUACUAUGCUAAGUCAUUCAAAAUUUACCUUAAAGGUAUGUGUGCAUCGGUCAAAGUUAUGGCUUACACAAAAGUGUACAAACAAAUAUGAAAUUACAAUUUAGGUACAUUUUAUAUAUCAAAUAAGUGUUUGUUUGUUGAGUGUACAACACAAUCGGCACCAUUCACUUCUUCACAUUCACCACUUCACGAUAUAUUGUCUACUUAUGCAUGCUACUUAAGUUGCUACUUGCAAUGAUGUUAGGAUGUCUUAAAAUUAACCAAAAAAUUACACCAAAUUCAAAUUUGCGUUAAUUUGGGAUACCCAAUAUUUUUAACACCGCUUUAUUGUAUUGUAAUGAGAUGUUUGAUAUAAUACUUUAGCAAAAAAAACCAUUAUUUCUGUGUAAAAGAGACUCAAUACAUACGAGUGCAUAAGUAGGUAUAAUUUGCUAAAUAAUUUGAAAUUCGUGCAAUUUCGAAAAACAACCAACUUUCCUUUGAAAAUAAAUUGAACGCGUAGAAAUUGGGAGCUUUGUUGAAGCUCGCGACCACACGUUGAUAUUAUACAUGUGUGGUGGUUAAGAUGAUUUGCUUUGUUCCUACAUGUUUGAUGAAAUGCUGUCGAGAUUACUCAUGUCCUCGAUUAUAAGAAUAUCAACCAAAUUGGCCUUAUUUUAUUAAAUUGGUUAACAUUAGUAUAUUAAAAAAUAUAUUUAAAUUUUUGUAAACUUUUUGAUGUUGAUACGUGUGAUAUUUUUCGUUUACUUUUAAUAUGUAAAAUGGAAUCAAAUAAAAGUGUUAUUUUUA
Bicyclus anynana (squinting bush brown) is the source of this 5605-nucleotide messenger RNA. Its product is annotated as beta-1,4-N-acetylgalactosaminyltransferase bre-4. The record is from RefSeq and is a predicted model, not a curated record. Gene Ontology annotation, biological process: glycosphingolipid biosynthetic process; carbohydrate metabolic process. Gene Ontology annotation, molecular function: N-acetyl-beta-glucosaminyl-derivative 4-beta-N-acetylgalactosaminyltransferase activity. Bases 388 to 1362 code for a protein of 324 amino acids. The transcript has 4 exons. Lineage: Eukaryota; Metazoa; Arthropoda; Insecta; Lepidoptera; Nymphalidae.